GGGACGCCGUCCGACGUCGGCGGUGAGGAGCAGCCCUCCGAAAGCCUGCCAGGGCACUCUAGAGUCCCCUGACUGGCCAGCGACAGUGCUGUCCGGUGAAGGCCAACCAAUUUGUUUGAAGAAGCUUUGUGCGCCUGGUUUUGGGUUUUCUAAUCCAGUCUGCGGAGAAUUUCGAAGUCUGAAUAAUAGCAACUGUAUUUGUUUCUAAAGGGUUUGCCCUUAACCCAGCAUUGCAAAUCAUAAUGAAGAACCAAGACAAAAAGAAUGGACCUGCCAAACAGUCCAGCUCAAAAAGCAGCCCGGGUCAACCGGAAGCGGGACCAGAGAAAACCCAGGGACGGCCCAGCCAGGCGGCUCCUGCGACAGAAGCUGAAGGUUCCGCCAUCCAGGCUCCUGGGAAGACGGAGGGUGCUCAAGCUAAAACAGCUCAGUCUGGGGCCCUCCGUGAUGUUUCUGAGGAGCUGAGCCGCCAGUUGGAAGACAUACUGAGUACAUAUUGUGUGGACAAUAAUCAGGGGGGCUCUGGUGAGGACGGAGCACAGGGUGAGCCCUCUGAACCCAAAGAUGCAGAGAAGUCCCGAACCUUUGUGGCAAGAAACGGGGAGCCUGAGCCAGUGACUCCAGUAGUCAACGGUGAGAAGGAGACCUCUAAGGGGGAGCCAGGCACAGAAGAGAUCCGGACAAGUGAUGAGGUUGGAGACCGGGACCAUCGAAGGCCACAGGAAAAGAAGAAAGCCAAGGGUUUGGGGAAGGAGAUCACAUUGCUGAUGCAAACACUGAACACGCUGAGUACCCCAGAGGAGAAGCUGGCAGCACUGUGCAAGAAGUAUGCUGAACUGCUGGAGGAGCACCGGAAUUCACAGAAGCAGAUGAAGCUCCUGCAGAAGAAGCAGAGCCAGCUGGUUCAGGAGAAGGAUCACCUGCGAGGCGAGCACAGCAAGGCUGUUCUGGCCCGCAGUAAACUGGAGAGCCUGUGCCGAGAGCUGCAGCGGCACAACCGGUCACUCAAGGAAGAAGGCGUGCAGCGGGCCCGGGAGGAGGAGGAGAAGCGCAAAGAGGUGACCUCACACUUCCAGGUGACACUGAAUGACAUUCAACUACAGAUGGAGCAGCAUAAUGAACGCAACUCCAAGUUGCGCCAAGAGAAUAUGGAGCUGGCUGAGAGGCUCAAGAAGCUGAUUGAGCAAUAUGAGCUACGUGAAGAGCAUAUCGACAAAGUCUUCAAACAUAAGGACCUACAGCAGCAGCUGGUGGAUGCCAAGCUCCAGCAGGCCCAGGAGAUGCUGAAGGAGGCAGAGGAGCGGCACCAGCGGGAAAAGGACUUUCUCCUGAAAGAGGCAGUGGAGUCCCAAAGGAUGUGCGAGCUGAUGAAGCAGCAGGAGACCCACCUGAAGCAGCAGCUGGCCCUGUACACAGAGAAGUUUGAGGAGUUCCAGAACACUCUUUCCAAAAGCAGCGAGGUAUUCACCACAUUCAAACAGGAGAUGGAAAAGAUGACUAAGAAGAUCAAGAAGCUUGAGAAAGAAACCACCAUGUACCGGUCUCGGUGGGAGAGCAGCAACAAGGCCCUGCUUGAAAUGGCUGAAGAGAAAACACUCCGGGACAAAGAGCUAGAAGGCCUGCAGGUAAAAAUCCAACGGCUGGAGAAGCUGUGCCGGGCGCUGCAGACAGAGCGCAAUGACCUGAACAAGAGGGUACAGGACCUGAGUGCUGGUGGUCAAGGCCCUCUCACUGACAAUGGCCCUGAGCAGAAGCCGGAGGCUGCUUCUGUCUCCAAGGAGCAGGGUGGUGAGGGGCCUGGGGCUCAAGCACCCAGCUCCCCAAGUUUCACAGAAGCUUCUGGCUGCCCAGGAGCUCAAAGCACAGAAGCUUUAGGCCAAACAGGGCCCCAGGAGCCCGCCUCUGCCACUGCCACUGCCUAGAGAUCCUGGUGCUUGGGGCGUGCUGGGAAGGGAGCAGCAGCCCAGCCAGGCCUGGCCCAUACAGCUCCCAUGCUGAGCAGCCCAGUGCUGAGGCCAGGAUGUUUGGCAUCUGGCACUUUGCAGUUUUGGAUUUUGUGGGUCAGUUUAACAUACAUGGGGCAUAUGUGCAAGGCCUCAUACAGUUACAUCUGUAAGUGUACAGUGGGCUUGCACUGAGGGUGGGUGUACAGAUGAAGUCAGUGGCUCCUCUGUGAGCUGAAGUCUUACAGAAGAGGUGUCAUCUAUAGCUGCUAUCACAGUGAGCUAGCAGGUCAAGUGACUUGAGUAUUUACUUGCCUGAUUUGGAACUUAUACCCCUCCCAGCCCUUCAGAGCUCAUGACAAGUAAUACACCCAGGCCUGGACUCUAUUUUUUGUGAGCAGGACUGGGACAGUUCAUGCUCUUUUAGCUUCCCUGGAGGCUUCAUUGCUUCUCUUGGCCUGAGAACAAUGACUGGGCAGAGCUUUGAGGUAGUACUUGAUGCUGAUGGUUGAGCUGCUUUCCUGCCUAGGACAAGGAACCUGGAGGCUGUUUCUGUAUGGGAUGAUAUGAUGACCAGGAGCCCUUUGGGCACCACUUCCCCUGCCCUCUGGUAGUACCAGGACCAGGCCAAUGUUGCUUCUCAGUAGCCUUAUCAUUCACAGGUGCCUCUCUAGCCUGCACAAAUGAUUGACAAGAGAUCACCCAAAGGAUUCUUUCUGAAGGUUUUAGUUUUGCAUGUGACAGUUCAUAUUGAGGAUCUUCUAAGAAAGGAAGAGGGGUGCUAUAGCAGUGGUCCCAGGUGCCUGGCCUCCAGUGCCCUACCCCUCACCAACUCAGCUGGCUCCUCUGCCAUGCUAGUGCUGAGGUUUCCUAUUUGGGAACAUCAGAUUAUUAAGAGAAAAGAAAGGGCUUCUGAUGGUUUUGGCAUCAAGCUUGCCUAUAUGUUUCAAUCCUGGGAGGCCACUACUGGUUCCCAUCACCACCAUCACCAUGCAUUUUUCUGGGCCCCAGGUCCAGAUGCCCCCUUAGCUUUAUGGGUCUGUUUUUGAUUCUUUCCCACCCCCACCCAAAUGGGCAGUCCUUGAGAUUUUUCCCAGGUGACUACUUUGCCCAAAAAACAAGUUCUCCUUGGGAAUCCACUUCUAAUGUUGAAGCUCCCAGGCAGGGCGCUGAAAGGUAAAGAAUGAAUUUCAACUAUAGACUUGGCCCAGGAAAUCCACAAAGUGACUCCAGCAUUUGUGUUGCCCAUCCCAUCACUCCCUUCUACAUACUAUGUUUUAUAUUUUAUGUUUAGCAGCUCUGUAUGCUAAAAGUUCUGGUUUCACACUUGCCAUAGUUUUGGCCAGUCUGCACAGAGUAAUUUUCUGGGGCAACAGGAUGAGUUUUGGAAGCAAGCCUGUGCUGGGCUAGAGGUACAGCCCCAUCUAUAGCUGAGCCUCAGCUUCAGCAAGCUCAGGGAGCCACAAACCAAGCUAUGGUGGGUGGGGUUUUGCUUUUGUUGAACUAGCUCAUUGUCCUGCAAGUCCCUUUAUCUCCCACAACUCACCCUUAAAUUCCCCAGAUAAAUAGGUUCACGAAGAAUGUUAUGGAUUGUGUUGUGACUUAGACCAGAAAUGGCAAACUGAUUCCCUCCACUCCCUUGUCCCAGGCAGGUGUCACUGAUCUGCUUUAGAGGGCUUUCUGUUAGCCUGGUAUAUCCUUAACUCAAGAUACCCCAGCAGCAGUUUGAAUGUUGGGACUUCUUUGCCAUGCCUGGUUGAGAUCCGCACUCCUGUGUAUUUCUUCCCUUCUUCCAAAUCCCUGUAUCUGGCAUGAUCCCUGCCUCUUUCCUGCUCCGGUAAAGCCGCCUUCCUCCUCCUGUUUCUGUGCCAGAUGGAGGUACACAAACUGUUAACUCCACAGGAUUUGCCAGAUCAUAGAGAUGCAGGGAGGAGGCAGAGAGAUCUGCCUGCCCCUUUGGAGAAAGUGGAAAAGCCUACAAUGACUCGUAAUUGUCUGCCUCGCUUCAGCUACCUCUUAAAGCCCAUGGGGAGUUGGGGCUAUUGGAUCCCAGUGUGUGGGAUGGGAGGCUACAGUGCUCAGGUGGCCUAAGACCAGGUGCAACCUUGCUCUAGCUUCAUCCAUUUCUAGGCACCCAGACCCAUCUAUAAAUGGGAGUCUUUCUCUUCCUGUCCAUUGACCGAAUCUUACCAAUCACUACAGCUGCUCUGCUUUCCAAAGUCCGCCCAGGAUCCUGGGCCAGAUGCAGGGGAGGUGGCCUAUCUGUGAGUGAGGGCCAGUGCCUUCCUCACCCAGGUGAGUCCCAUACACAUGACCUCAGUUUUAGGACCAAUAGCUGUGUUGGUUUCUUAGAUUGUUAGCUUUUCCUCCAGGGGACCACAGUAGGUAAGGCUCAGAGCCCAGGGACCUUGGCUCUGCCAACAGUUAACUUGUAUUUAGGACCUUGUUCAGUUGAUAGCUUCAUGCACACCGUGUCCGCAGCACUUUUUGUCUUAUUUUCCAUGAGGUUUUUGGACCAUGGGCUGAGCUCAGGCACUUUCUGUAAGAAUGUUAUUUCUGUAAAGAUGGUUAUUUAACCCUCUUCCACCCCCAUUGUGGUGGCCCUGCUGAGUGCUGCCCCAGCACUCCCACCUUGCACAGUACAGAGGUGGUCAUCCUGGACAGCCAAGCACCUGCCUGCCCCUCUUUGCCCUGCUUGGGAGUGGAGGGCUGCUUCUGUCCCUGUAACUUACCACCCAACCUGGCCACCCAGACUUGUUUGAAACUGUGCUGAUAGCUUUUUUUGUCCCCUUUUGGUAUUCACAACAGCCAGGGACUUGAUAUUGAUGUAUUUUACACCACAUUAAAUAAAGAGUCUGUUGCCUUACUUGUUUUGCUCCUGACCUGUGUGGUCAUUUGAUACUUUUGAAUCCAUUCAGUCUCCUCCAUUGUCACUGGCUUCUGUGGAUCUGCUACAAAGUGGCCAUGACUGUACCCUGACAUCCUGCAUCUUCCAGAAUAAUCUGCCUUCCAGUAGUCACCACAAGCUCAAGACAUUGACUGACUUGGCAUGUUUGGCAAGGUGCUUACAAACAUAAGAGUGUCAGAGGAUUUCUUUCACUAAAAAAAAAAAAAAAAAA
Castor canadensis (American beaver) is the source of this 5062-nucleotide messenger RNA. It is a transcript of the gene Txlna, whose product is annotated as taxilin alpha. NCBI's taxonomy places the organism in Eukaryota, Metazoa, Chordata, Mammalia, Rodentia, Castoridae. Gene Ontology annotation, molecular function: syntaxin binding. The record is from RefSeq and is a predicted model, not a curated record.